Molecule: messenger RNA, 1479 nt
Organism: Kalmanozyma brasiliensis GHG001
Lineage: Eukaryota; Fungi; Basidiomycota; Ustilaginomycetes; Ustilaginales
Product: protein of unknown function DUF4243
Exons: 2
Coding region: 1-1479 (492 amino acids)
Molecular function (GO): oxidoreductase activity
Source: RefSeq, a predicted model, not a curated record
AUGUCCUCAACAUCACCGCCGACCGGCGUCACUAUCGAUCCUUUGACCUGCCGCACGUCAGCCUUUCCAGAACUAGCCCCCUUCAUCGAUCCAUCCUCGGCAACCACUCUCGCCAACCUCCUUGCAGAGAACCACGCAUCUCAUCACUCCUUCUUUAACCAAAAAGGAAUGCAUAACCAUUCGCUGCACCAACUGAUAGCUGAUACGACGCUGAAAGCAACCCCUGCUCAGCUGGAGCGCCACUACGCCUACCAACAGAAGCACUAUCUCUCGUCGUUCAGCUACAACGAUCGCUCAAAAUACGAUCCCCACCUCUCCGACACCAGCGGCUCUGGCAAGGGCGGAUCGUCCAUCACCAAAAUCUCCGAGGGCAACUGGACAGCCCACCUUGGCGACGCACGCUACUACUGGAGCUAUCUGCACUUUUUCGAUCGCGUCGUGGCCCAGUUGGGCUUUCGCGAGGUGUUGCACCGCUACGUGUUCAGUCAGGAGGCGAACGAGGGGGAGGCAAAGAUGAUUGUGAGGUUUUACGGAGGGGUCAUCCAUGCGUUGAUCCAUUUCGGGUAUGGGUUGGAGAUGGUGGUGAAGGAGGUGGCUGCGGAGGGGUUGGCUAUGGCUGCAGCGACAGGUGCGAGUCAUGCUUGGUUGUUCGAGCUCGAUUGGCUGAAGAAGGGAGCGUCGGUGCGGGAGGAGAAGAAGGGGUUGUUGGAGCUGGUUAGGGAGGUUCAGAUGGAUGACAGGCUGAGCGUCGACAGGCUGGGGCUGAAGGAGGAGGAGUCUUCGUUGCCGGAUAAGCCUUUUGAAGAGGGCAGCGGACGAGGUGUCAUUCAGGAGUACGUCGAUCGAUGGGCGGCAAUCGCGGACGGGAAAAUCGAUCUCGAGACCGCCAUGAGCGACCUUGCCUUGCUUUCGGCGCUACUACUUGGCGCAGUACCCCGUCAAGCCGACGGCAAGGCCUACAAACACGACUUUUUCCUAAUGCACCUCAACAACGCGCAUCUCUUCACGUCGCUCUACCUGGAUCUCUUUGCGGACAGCCCGCAGCUUCAGCGCACGUUCCUGCGCGCGCUGCUCGCGCAGUUCAUCUACUAUUACGUGUGCCGUGGCAGGCCCGCAUUCACCACCUCGAACUUCAUCACCGAGCACGAGGCAUCUGCGGACUUGGCAUGGGAGCAGUUGUUCGCGGACGCUCGCGAGAACGUUGACGAGCACCUGCCAAAAGCUGUGCGUGCGCUGUACGUCUUCGAGCAGCGCUACACGGGUUCGCAAGGUAAGCUGCUGGAAUCGGGAUUGCUCCAGGGCGGCGGACAGGAUUGGGCAGGUGGCGAGGCAAGCGUUUGGAAGCUAACAGCAAUGCAGCUGGUCCGCAUGCAUCGGGGAGAGCUGCAGCCAAGCCAGUACGACAGCGAGGCGGAGCGCGAAAAGGGAGAGAGCAUCGGCAGUCAUCAGGAGUUUUGGUCGUUCGAGGCGUUCUUCUAG